CGCGCGGGCAUGGAGACGCCCGGCGGGACCGUGAGCGCCGCGGUCCGGGAGCACCUGAGGCAGUUGUGUCUUCGCGAGUUCCCGUGCGGCACCGGCAGCUGGAAUAGGUCACGUUUUCUUCCUCGAACUUGGCGAACAUGGAGGGAGCUGAUCCCCAGAGACGAGGAGGCCGUGAGCCCCGGGGAGGAGACGGUGGAGGCCCUGUUGGGCCUGGUCCGCAGCCCCCACUCCCCCUGGGCUCUGCUGGAGGGCUCCAGUGCAGAGGACCAUUUUCUGAGAGAACUGGCCAUCCAGAAUCCCCUGAUGCUCAAGGACACCUUCUUCUACUCCUACUUCAGGUCCCUACGAGUGGUGGACAAGCAGGUGAGCCUGGUGGAUAAAGACCUCCUGAAAUUUCUAAAUCUUGAAGAGUUGGUACUGAGUGCUAAUCAAAUCCAGGAGAUCGAUGCUGUCAACCUGCCCCCAACUCUCAAGGUGCUGGAGCUCUAUGGCAACGAUAUCCGCAGCAUGGAGUGUCUGUGCGCUGCCCCGCCCCCGCGACUCCAGCACUUGGGGUUGGGUCACAACAAGCUUCUGGGCCCCCUGGAAAGUCUCUAUGUCACCUCCAACCACUGGCCCAACCUCGUCUCUCUGGACCUGAGCUUCAACGACCUGACGGACCUGCAGGGCAUGAUGGCCAGCCUCAGCACCCUCCGCCGCCUGAGGCUGCUGGUGCUGCAGGGGAACCCGCUGGCCCUGCUGCCCUACUACCGAGGCUUCACCAUCGACAGCCUGUCCCAGCUCUGCGUGCUGGACGACAUCACCGUGUCUCCCAGCGAGAAGCAUCAGUUCCGGGGGCUCGGCCGCAGUGGGGACCUCUUGGCACGUCAGGCACAGCUCGUGGUGACCAUUGGAAAUGUCAAGGGGGUUCAGGACACCUCAGUCUUAGACCCGGAACCAGGGCCCCAAGGCCCUUUUAUCACUUACAGCUAUUAUGUGACCUACGAUUUUGUAGAAGAGGAAGAAGGAGAAGGAAGUGAAUAUGGUGGUGUCCUGGUGGAGAUCGUCAUGCCCUCGCCCAGCACCGAACAGCUGGCCGAGGACAUUCCGGAGGACGUUCCCGAAGAGGUCUUCGAAGAGCACGAGGACUCUGCAGAGUCCGGGCUGUCCGCCCAGUCGGGAGAGCGCGAGGAUUCGCUCGCGUCGGGCGGGUCGGCGCCCUUGCCCGGGGUGGCCGACUCCACGGAAGAGCUGGCCAAGCUGCGGCCGCGAAGAGACCCCCGGCUCUGCCCCUCCCCAGGGACCGUUCUCUUCAGCACUGUCCGCAAGCCCUGGACUGAUGUCAUCCCCUGCAGCUAUGAGAUGCAGCACACACUCAAGGACCUGGUGCCACUCAAGGCUUUCCUGCUGGCGGGAACCACCGUGACCAUCGUGGAGGAGAAGAUUCUCUCUUGGCCUGCGGUGCUGCCUCCUGUUGACGUCCCAUUGCCUGCCAAGAAAGGAAAAGGGGAGAAGGACAAGAAGGGGAAGAAGGAGAAAGACAAGAAGGGAAAAGCCGGGAUGGACACGGCAGGGAAAAGGGAGAAAGAGGUGGCAAAGGAACAGAAGGGAUCCAAGAAGAAAGAGCUUCCUAAGGAGCUCCGCCAGGACCCGCCCAUCCUGCGGGUGCUGGGCAGUGGCUUGGUGGUCCUGGAGCCCCUGCUGGCGGGGGAGCCACUUGUGUCCGAAGUGUGCAACUUUGGGGUGAUCCGCACUUUGGAAACGGACAGGCUGACAUCCCUCAGGGAUUCAAAGAACAAGAACAAGAGAGCUAAAAAAGAAAAGACCAAACCUGCGGCUGCAGUGUUCGACGGCGACUACCAGCCCCAGCCCUUGACCGUGGAGGUGCAGAUCCAGCUGAACCAGUGCCGCACGGCCGAGGAGGCGCUCCGGGAGUUCGCCCUGUAGGGCGCGGGAUUAA
Messenger RNA from Prionailurus viverrinus (fishing cat), 1939 nucleotides. It is a transcript of the gene LRRC43, whose product is annotated as leucine rich repeat containing 43. Gene Ontology annotation, molecular function: protein binding. The coding region runs from base 10 to 1926 and encodes 638 amino acids. The record is from RefSeq and is a predicted model, not a curated record. The transcript has 12 exons. NCBI's taxonomy places the organism in Eukaryota, Metazoa, Chordata, Mammalia, Carnivora, Felidae.